CUUCACGCCGCAUCGAUGCGUCUCCUACGGCUUCUGCUUGUGUGGCUUGGCGCUGUCCUCGCAGCAUGUCCUGCUCGGGUGCGCAAGCCGUGGGACGCACUGCCAGCCUCGGAGCAGGCUCUCUUUCUUCGCGCGUUGACGCUCUCGAUGGACCGCGGCUACUAUGCUCGGUUCGUUGCGCUGCACGCAGACGAAAUGACCAACCGCGAGGCCCACAACACGUGCGUCUUUCUCUUUUGGCACCGCAAGUUUCUCCUCGGGUUUGAGACCAUGCUCCGGUCGCUCGGCGACGACUUUGCUUGCGUGACGCUGCCGUAUUUCGACUAUGUCCAGCACAAUUUGGAUUACGUGAGCCGCAAGUGCACGAACAUUGCGUCCUGCGCCAAGAUUCUCAAUGCGUUUGGCGGCAGCGGACCCGCGGUCGCGUCGUCGCCGUCGUCGCCGAUCCUCGGGUAUCGCUUUCCGGGCGCCCAGUGCAUUUCGGCGUCGCCCGCGUCGCAUUUCUGCGCCCCGGCGUCGACAACGUGCAUGCGCUGCGUGCCGCGCGGUCCGUGGACGUCGACGUACUUUAGCCCCGACCUCAACUUUAACCGCGUCAAGCAGAGCGUCUUUGCAGGCAGCUCGAUGACGGCGGUGACAGCCGCGAUCGAAGCGUCGCCGCACGACUCGAUGCACGCAACGCUCGGUGGCGCGAUGGCCAACCUCUUUGUCUCGGCCGCCGACCCGAUCUUUUUUGCCCACCACGCGAUGAUUGACGUGCUUUUGAGCAUUUACCACGAGUGCCUCUCGCGUCAAAUCGGCGCGGCCGAAGCCAAGGUGGUGUCGGACCCCCGCGUCUUUGAAGGCUGCGUUGCCAACAACGUGCCGCUGACGGCCAACUCGCGCGUGCUGCGACUGGCGUCGACACCAGAGUUGCCGUUCUUUGACAACGUCCCCACCACGUACGGUGGUUGGGUCGACGCCACGCAGCUCGGCAACAGCAGCUACAGCUACGAGCUGCAUGGGCUUCUCGGUACGCUCUAUACGCAGUGCGAUGCCGCGGGCACGACGACCAACCCUGGCGCGCGGCGGUUGACCAAAAAACACACAGUGCGCCACUCGAACUCGGUCGAUACACAAGCGUUUCUGGCGUGGCGCGCCGCCAUUUACGCAGCAGGAACGGCGCAGGCACUGUCGACACGCGCGAUUGAAGACGAAGUGGAGAAGAUGAUGGUGAUGCUCUACGAGCACUGUCUUCCGGGCGCGGUGCUCGACUACCCGACGGCGUUCAAGUCGAUGUGGCGCAUUAGUCGGCCGGCGACAUCGAAAGCGCUCCUGGAUGGCAUCACGUCGGGAGCCAACCCAAUUCGCAUUGACGCAUGGACCGAGAUCAACCAACGGUACUACAACUGCUCGGGCGCGCCAUCAGCGUAG
Molecule: messenger RNA, 1413 nt
Organism: Saprolegnia diclina VS20
Lineage: Eukaryota; Oomycota; Saprolegniomycetes; Saprolegniales; Saprolegniaceae
Exons: 1
Coding region: 16-1413 (465 amino acids)
Molecular function (GO): oxidoreductase activity
Source: RefSeq, a predicted model, not a curated record